GUUAAGUCUAAAAUAAGUUGAGUAAUUCUUUAGAUUUACAGAUAUUGUCAUAUUUGGUCUUUGAACUCACGCCAGAGAAAAUGGUAGCUAAGGAUUUUUGUUUUUUGUCUCGCGUUUAGAUGACUUGACUACCUGGCCCUGGCCCAGGUCUGGUUACUGGUUAGGCCUACUAGUUACUACUACUAGAUCUAGUUUCUGCACACUGCAGAUUUAGAUUAUAUAUUAUUAUCUGAAACCGAAAGAAAUUGGUGGAUGGUCGUAUCAGUAUCAGUCAACAAGAAGGAGAAAGACGACGUAGAAUUCUGUGAAAGUCUGAAAGACGAUCAUCAGCAAACAGAAAAGGACCUUUUCAAAGACCAUGGAUCGGUUUGUUGUGAGGACUCCAAGAGAACAGGCAAGAGGAGAAUGCUCCGUCUCCGUAAAGUCCGUGGGCGCCUCCAAGCAGAGCACUAUCCAUUCUUUGCCAGGUGUUGUCGUCAUAGAAGAAAUCAAACGGAUGAAGGCUAAGCUGAAGCUUCCAAACCAGAGCAAGCCAGUGAUGCUCGAAUGCUUGAAAGAGCUUGGGAAGAAAAUUCCCCCUCGUCAUGUUUUGGUUGACACAAAAAUUGGGCACAUUGUAAAUAAGUUGAAAAAACACCCCGAUGAGGACAUCUCGAGACAGGCAAAAAGAGUAUACAUAAAGUGGAGAGCCUUCUUCGAAGAACACGUAGACAAACCUCAGAUUGAAGUCAAGUGCGACAAAAAGGCUGAGAACAUGAGGCUGAGAGGGAAAACAUAUUUGUCAGAAGCUUUAGGCUUAGAGAGAGAACAUGAACUUGUGGAAGCCAUAGAACGAGAGGCCUUCUUUACGAACAAACGGCUCAUCAGUCCUGCAUACCGACGGUCCAUGCGCAACUUUGUGUUCAAGCUGAGAAAUUCUGAGGAGCUGAAGACUUCUGUGCUGGCGGGUGAUUUAACGGUGGAGGACUUUGUGAAACAAUACAAGAAGAGCUAGCACUGAGUAUUUUUUUUUUCUUUUACUUGUAAAUUUGUGAGAAACAUAAUUUUUAUACUUUUUUUUACAGUUUUCAGUGGUUCACUUUUUGAGAAUGCAGGUGUUAAGCAGUGUCAGUAGUGAAAAAUGUGUUUUUGUACAUAGGUGUAUGUGUUUUUGCUUUUUUUUUUUCUAUGUCUCUGCGUGCGUGUGUGUUGCCUUGGCUGUAUAUCUGGUUUAACAGUUAGGCACCUUGCUGUUCUACGCAAUACUACCGAAAGCUAACGAAACAUCUUUCUUUUUUUCAUUUUUGUCCCAAAUUUUAAAAAAAUUUUUACUGCAUAAUCGAAAGCCUGAUCAGAGUUACCCUACUUGUAUGAAAAAUCAAAGUGAAACUGUGACUAGUUUUUUUUAAUGAGUUAGAAUUCAAAUUUCGGAAGAAUACCUUUUUUAAAUGGUUACACUAACAAAACUGCUGUGAAUGAAAGAAAGGCAUUUUGUCAGCUUACGGAAGAAUAUUAGUGAGUAUCAAUUCCUAAGGUGGGGUGCUUUUUAAAAAAAUAAAAUUGAGUAUCUCCAUCUGACUGCUGGGAUGUUGUAUCCCUUUCAGCCUUUUAGCGGACAGGCAGGGUCAAAGGAGCCCACCUCAUAAAUGAUAUAAAUAGUGGCGGUAGCCAGAAACUUUUAAAUGGUAAGCAUUAUCCAAUGCAGAAAAGUACUGGUACUUGACACAAAGAGCACCAGAAAUGUGUUUCCACCCUAUUCCUGGUGUGGCAUUGUGAUCAAUCUCCAUCAGCUACUUGAAGUUCAGACGAUCAUUGAAGGCAGUCAUUGCCAUGUCUGGAAGAUAGGCUGCAGCAAUACUGAGGACACAUGAAAAGAAAAAAAUAAUUGUGUUAGGUAAAUCAAUUUUUUACAUAGAAACUGCUGUCCCGUGGAAAGAACAGUGUUGUCAAAUUUGAUCUAACAUAGAGUAUGGCUAGCGAGUACAAGUUACUCAAAGUAAGCCUAUUCAGAGUGUUGGUUGAUUUUGAUCAGAAAGAAAAGCAAAUAUGAUUGUUAAGUAGUCAGGUACAACAGUAGUCCAAUGUGCAUAUUAAAAAAUUGUUAUUCUUGGAGUUUUUCGUUCAAAAUUCUUCCCCCGCCUCCUCAAGAAAGUAAUUAAGUACUGAAACUAAAAUAGUAAAGAAGAAUUUUAAAAAUUACAGUAUAUGUAGAGAUUUGUUUAGAUCUAGAUCUACUUACUUUCCAGCAUAAUAUCCAACAAUAGUCUGAUCUUGUAGUUCUGGUGUCCACAUGGUGAUUGUGCUCUUGCCUCAUUCAGGUGAAAAUAUUUUGUCAAUUUCUCGUAGCAUGUUUUUCCCAUCGUAUCAGCAAUCUCUUUCACCCUAAGCCUGUCAUCUGAUGAUUAUAGUACAUUGCAUAUUCAGGGAGCUGGUGAACACCCAUCAGGAUGUUGAUGUGAAAAUAUAGUUUCAUUUCAGCAGCUAUCGUUUCAAACCAGCCUCUGUCUGUUUUGUUUGCAACCUCCUGAUGCCACUUUGCAUAUCUGCUGGUCUCCUUUGCUGCCAGUUCAUAGAAGUUCUCAGAAAUGAUCAAACUAAAGUAAUCAAACGGCUCAACAUCCCAUCUGUCUCACUGUCUUGUCGUAAAGCCUUCAGCUCCUCUUAAAUCUCCAAACUAAUUUGUCAAGACUCAUGAAGUUCCAUGUUUCCAAAAAGGCUGUCACUAAAAGGUCCAGAGACCCACUCACACAAAAUGGCGGUCGUUAAAUGGACCGUUUCACUCCUAACUUCACAGAUAACGGCAGGAAAAAUUGACAAAUACUCGUUAUUCACAAUCCUAACUAACACAUCAGUUGCAACCAAAUAUUCUUCACAACAUAACACUCACUAUAACAUACAAUAUCACCACAAUAUCUGUCUGAAAAUAAAAAAGAACAACCAAGAAAACCUUACAGCGAUACAAAACACUGCUUCAAACUCAAAUUCAUGUAACUGGAAAAGGCUUCAUUAAACACAGUACUGACGCUGUAAACAAAAAUGUGAAUCCAGUUUGGUUAAUUUGCAUCUUGUGAAAGGAAAAGUGUUAAAAAUUGUGUUUUUGUCAAUGAUGAAGUAGAAUUUACAUACUUUGGCUUGCACCUGUGGACAAUGUAUGAUGUAUGGCCCAACGACAUGAGCCUUCGGACACUGGUUAGGCCUUCCCUUAUGGCAGGCGGUACGGAAACAAGCAAACUUUCUCGCCUGCAGCGCAAACUCCUUCAUUGCCUGAAACUGAUGGUACUUUUGUGUACCAGGGAUCGUUUGGAUGUCGGGACUCAGCUCCACUCUCUCAGUUUCUGCCUGGAUAUCAAGAAACAAAAAGUAUUUUAAAAAGACUUAACCUACAAAUCAUCCAUAUACAAAUCAUUUAAUUAUCUUUCUAAAUCUCAAUUAUCAACACCCCUUCUGUCUGUGCCAUAUUUCUUUGAACGAUAGUCCACCAUGAGCUUUGCGCAGAAGUUUCUUCUUCCUUCAACGACUGCCCUCUUCAGGGCCUGGCUCAGGUUACCAGUCUCUCCAUCUGACUGUCUCUUUCUGUGCUUGGUGACGUUAUAGCACUUUUGGGGCUGAUGGCGCAGGAGGGUUAGAUCGCGAAAGCUGCCUCUUCCGUGUAAAAUAAAUCAAACAACAAAAUUGUCUCUUUAUUCACCUUGUCUUCUGGUCCUGAAAAUCACUCUAAAUGGUGAGCUUUUUAACUCUUUGCAGACGCAGGGUUAGAGACAGCUGCAUUCGCUGGUGACGCGUGAAUUUUAGCCUUUAUAAGAGGCCCAUAAAAACAUUACUUUCAGAGAUCGAACAAAACAGGUUUCUGUUUUAGAAAUUACAACAAUAGAACUUUUUAGGUAACAACAUCAUUUAGCUGGGGAAAAAACCCAAUAGCUUUGAUCCAGUUUAUUGAAGAAAAAGUGGUCCAUCAGACCAAAAAAACAAAAAAUUCCUCCAGGCAGAACAAACAUUCAGGUACAAUGAACGGACAAGACAGAAGUAAUGAAAAUAGAGGUCUCUAAUACACACAAAUGUACUCACAUUGCAACAGAAAAGCCACAUUACAACAAAUAGUUCUUUUUGGUGUGAUAAUCCAUGAAUCAGGGGUGAGCACAGAAAGUUUUAUUACAAGUGUCACAUGUGAUAGAUCUAUAUGACUUGGAAAUUCUGUUCCUGAAUUCCUCACUGCUUGCUCCUGCGCAGGCUACCUUUGAAUAGCACACAAAGCUGUUAUUCCUUUUCUUCUUAGCUGCAUCCAAUGGAACAAGGAAAUGCCUUCCAGACAACCUGUCAACACAUGGUCCUUUGUCAAUGGUCAGCUCAACAUCACAGCGGACAGCAGCUAGUCCAGUGCAGACUUCCAUGACAAAUCUGCUGAGCUUCAGGGCUUCUGCUUGUCGUGCAGGAUUGAGGCCUGAACCAUGCAGAGUGUGAGGAGGUGCAGGGCUACCUUUUUCCACCACUUGAUGGUUUUGUGGUGUGACAGUGUGGACAAAAUGAGCUGAUUGCUUCGGUUGACACCCCCCCCCACAGUUAUGUUUGAUGAGUAGUCGAUGACUGCUGCUGGCUUCAGUUUUGUUUCUGUGCAUAUAUGUGUUGUGUCAUGUUUGGAAGGUGUUUUGUUGUGAGGAUCUGUACAUCUCUUUUGUCUUUCCAUUUCAGAGCCAGAACUUGAUUUCAAUGUCUGAAUCUGCUCGGGUUGCAAAUUUGUGGUCAUGAGGUCUUUAGGUAGACCAAUGUGGUUGGCUCUGACUGUCCCCACGACCGUUGUGUUGUUGGCUGCAAGUGUGUCAAACAACAAGGGGUUGCAGUAAUAGUUGUCUAUAAAUAGACAAUAGCCCUGAUUGAGGAGGGGCUGAAUAAGACGAUUUACGACAUCAAAGGGUGUGUUGCUGACAUCUGGCUGUCCAGACAUGGUUUUGAAAGCCCAGACAUACCCGCUGUUGCUCUCACAGAGUUCAUAGAGCUUAGCACCCGACUUUGUUGGUUUGUCCUUCCUAUAAACUCUCAUGUGAGAGCGCUCUCGUUUAUAUGUAUUGUUCUGGGACAUAGGUGGCCUUGAAUGUCUGUGAAUAGAUGAAAAAAAAAGAUGGUAAGAAACUGACACUCAAACUUGACAAACAAUUUUUGGUACCUGUUAGGAGAAAAAUAUCAGAACAAAAGGAAUAACAUACUAUGAAAAUAACACUAAUAAUACUUUUGAUCUUGAUGAAAGAAUACAAUUUUUUCAUUGAGAUUUCCAGGUUUUUACAUGGUACUUAUUUCAUUCCAUAUUUUUUUACAGUGAUCAAUCUGGGUUGUUUUUUUCCGUUUUAGAACUGACCAUUAUACACAUUGAAUUUUAGGAUUCAUUCUCGAGAUUUAUCUGUGUUCAAAGAAAAUAUAAAUAGUGUUUGGCCUUAUUUUGACAAACAGUCUUUCCUAUAUUCAUUGUAAUAGUAAUAACAAGGAAUUAUGACAUGACUGAAGGCAGAGAAACAGAAGGGGAAGUUGGAAAAGAAUUAUAAGAAGGGAAAUGAGAAUAAGCGGAGAGGGAGGGAGGGAGAGACAGAAAGAGAGUUGCAGGACUGUUAAUCAAGGACUAAGAUUCAACUUACCUGAGUGAGACUGUUGUAGAGCGGCCUUAUCUUGUGUAGGGGAUCAUGACCUGGUUGCCCUCUCGGUACAUACGUGCUGUUGUCAUUCAAGUGAAAGAAGGACAGUAUAGCUUUAAAGUGGUCCCAUUUCAUUAGCUGCGCUACGAGAACGAUGAGGGCAUACAUGGGCUUUGUGACCAGUAGUCAGAAAUAAAUGGUUUGUCUACAAGGUUGAUGUGGAUAAGUAUCACGACUUAUGCAGUUGCGAGCACCGUAAAACCCCAUACUAAAACUGAACUAAGUAUCACGAGGAAUUUGUACAUCUCGGCUUUGGUGACGGCUCUCCACUGUUUGUAGAUGUAGCGUGCUGACAGUUCGACUGCUUGACACUCUUUCUCAAUGAUGCAACAUCUCACAUACGGGUUUGUUUCAACCUUCAUAUGGUCAAUCAGUACAUCUGUUAUGAAGGAACGAUAAAGAGAAAGUGGCGAAAUUUCCCCUGUCAUGUCCACUUUCGUACCCGGUGUUCCUGUGAAGGGCGGAAUGAGGAGAAAGUCGUGAGGUCUUGACACCAGUCAUGUAAAUAACUGUCAUUAACCUCAGAUUCGGUUUCUAUCCAUAUCUGGAUCAAGUGACCCAAGUCGAUUCUGAAGUUAUCAACAGAUGCAUUCUGAUGAUUACCUUGGGCAGUGUUGUUGUUACGCAUAGUAUUUGCUGGCCCUUCAUCCUCAGCCUCACUGUUAGUAGUGUUAGUGUCCCUCUCAGAUGAACUGUCUUGGUCCCUGUCUGCAUAGCCAGGCAUAAGUAGACCCACCUCUUCCUCAUCAUCUGGAUCAGGAGAACCAUUGUCAGCUAAAUAGCUACAAGCUUCACUUUCUAAAUCAACAACUACUCCAUCUUCUUCAUCAGAUUCAUCUUCCAGCACAAUUUCAAGCGCAUCGAAAACCGUUAAGACUUCUCCUGGAUGCAUAUUUUCGGUUGUACUUUUGAUUACUCAAUGUGAUUAUGACUUUAACAAAAACACUUCGAAAAACAGUAUCAGUUCAAUUAUUCAACGGUCAAAGUCAAAGGGACAUAAAUAUGUAUCAAAAUAGCUAAACUUUUAUUUCCCGAGAUAUCAAACUUGUAUCCCUUUAGAUGUGUGUACCAUAGGAAUCUUAAAAAUUCGUCUGAUACAUUUGUCUGACGCGUCGACUAGCGUAAUACAGCCUGUCGGACAAAUGUGUCCAACGCGUCUGCAUAGAGUGAAUGGUCAGCUUCUGCCUCAGCAGCUCCUGUGACCAUCUGGUGAAUUCCUUGGGUGAUGUCAUCACUGAGGAAAAUCAAGCUGUCCCUAAAUAUUGUGUCACUAGCCCUGUGAAAGGCCACAACUGGGUGCACAGCCACUUACUGCUUGCCAAAGUGAGCGGACUUGAUCUCAGGUGUGUCUGCAGCCUUCCUGUGAGACGAAGAGUAAUUGCAAGAGCAAUAAGUAUAAAAAAUACAGCAAUUUUUAUAUCUUGCAAGGUGGCAAAAAUAAUAUGCUGAUAAUUUACCUUUCUUUGGGUUCUGGCUGCACACUUUAAAUUGAUGGUACUGCCAAUAUGCUGUGAAGAGGUGCUGCAGGAAGCUAUGCCCUUUGGUUGGAUUCGUCAUUUUCACUGAUGCUAGGUGCAGAUUCCAACCACCUUGUCUUGUGGCUCUGAUAAACAAUAAUGUUCCUAUCAUGUCUAGAUAUGAAGACCAAAAGGCAAACGUGGGGUGUUUGUUGGAUGUCUCAGAAAUGUAUUUGUUGUAUUUUUCAGUUAAUUGAUCAAAUUCAUCUGAAAAUUCCAACUUUUGGAAAGAAUUGGAAAAGUUUUUACAUAUUACCACAGAUUUUUCAUUAGCCGAUAAUGUAUAUUAAAAAAAAAAAAGAAUUCCACCUUAAUCUUUGAAGAGCGUCGUACAUAAUUUUAUGUGUCCGAAUACUUCGGUUGUAAUAAUGACCAUUCAUGACCCCAUUUCAAGAGCCUGGGGCAACGAGUCCAGAAUCAAUAACUAUGUCCUCAAAGCCAGAGUCCUGGAACCUUUUUCCAAUGACUGCCAUAUACGCCAUUGCCUGAUGGUAGUCCCCUAACCGAAUGACAAGCCUUUUCUGAAAUUCUGCAUUCUCCAGCGGAUUUGUUGUGCUUUAGGACAUAUUGGUUGAUCCAUAACAAGCACAAUGUGCUUAAGACCAAUUUCAUCUGCAAUUUGUAGACUUCUGUGUAAGAUGCUAUAAACAAUGCUCAUUUGUGUAGGGGAUGCGUCAAUGACAGGAAGAUAACCAAUCUUAUGUGUGUCUAUUUAUUGCACCUUCAAAAAUGUCCAGUGCAAAGUUCAAGCAUUUGUAUGUUCUUUAUUUAUGUAUUCUAAAAUGUAUGUGUAUGGACACAGAACUGCGGGUGGUUGGAGGGUGCCUCUUGUAGGUGCUAUUUCCUUCCUAUCAGUCAGUUGUUCCUGUUUAUUUGUUUUGCUUCCUAGCAGUAAACAAUUGUUAUGUUAUAGUUAUAUGUGCAUUUUUUUUUUUUCAGGACUACUCAAAACUUUGAUCUGGGUGGGGGGUUUUUUGGACUUGUCAUUACAAACAUGUGAUUUAUUGUUGAUUAUGUCAUGAAUAAAAAUACCCCAUUUUGAA
Molecule: messenger RNA, 8217 nt
Organism: Aplysia californica (California sea hare)
Lineage: Eukaryota; Metazoa; Mollusca; Gastropoda; Aplysiida; Aplysiidae
Product: transcription elongation factor A N-terminal and central domain-containing protein 2
Exons: 4
Coding region: 359-994 (211 amino acids)
Biological process (GO): DNA-templated transcription
Source: RefSeq, a predicted model, not a curated record